UUGAAGUCAGUAGCCAUGGCCUGCCUGAUCCAGAGGGCAGCCAGUAACAGUGCAGAGUAUACUGAGAUGGAUCUGAAGUGGAAUCCUGGCAGGGUUUCUCAUCCAGACUCAGCUGCAUACCAGGUGACUGAUUUGAGUUGGCGAGGCAACCUAAAUCCCAGUCCACUGAUUAAAGAUGAUGGAGAGCUACUUGUGGAGGAAUACCUUUCCCCCAGGAAACUGAAAAUUUUGACAGGGGUAGAUGAUCUACAUCAAGUGAAUGCCCUAGAGGUGCGAGUAGAUACAAGAGAGAACAGCUUGGGGAACUUUGGUGCCUAUUUACCUAAUCUGAGAGAACUGAGGUUGAACAAUAGCUUGCUUAUGUCUGUGAGGGAUCUUGGAACCACAUUGUCCCAUCUCUAUGUCCUGUGGAUGGCUCACUGUGGGCUCGCAGAUUUAGAUGGGAUCUCUUCCUGCAGCUCUCUAAGAGAACUCUACAUAGCCUAUAACAAUAUCUCUGACCUGAGCCAGCUGCUCUGGCUGGAUCACCUUGAGGUUUUGGACCUGGAAGGGAACAAUAUUGAGGACAUCAACCAGAUGCAGUACCUGGGACUUUGUUGCAAGUUGAGCUGCCUGACAGUGGAGGGCAACCCUAUCUGUUUGAAGCCAAAUGCAGAAUCUGCAGAGGAACCAGAUUAUAAUUACAGAGCUGAAGUAAAAAAACUCAUUCCCCACUUGGAAUAUUUGGAUGAAAUACCAGCAAGCCAGACUGCUCUCCUUCCUUCCAAUAAGAUGCAUGAGGACUGGCUAAUCAUCAAGGAAUCCAUCAAGGAAGGUGGUUUAGCUGGAGACAUUUCAUGGUUAGCUCCAGGUGUGCAGCAGCAGUUCCCCUAUUGGCAGUGUGCAGUGAUGGUGUGGUUUGAAGCCUUGAAUGACUGUGCUUACUCUAGCAAAAUCUCUCCCUUAGAUCCAUGCCUUGGGGCAGUAGCAAGGCAGUCUAGAUGGAGCCCAAGAACCCCAGCAGCUUCCAGACCUGGCACUGCACAGUCAUCUGCUCAUGCAGGGGGAUCUAGCAGUGCCUGCCUCUUGUAUGGUGGCGGUCCUCUUCCAGAUCCCACUGUUUCUGACAAGCUGUUCACAGAAGAUGACUCCAGUGACUUGAUACAUGGACUCAGUCAAGUUACGUGUGGGAGCCACACCGAGGCUCUUUGUGCAAGGAGGCAAAAGCUAGGUCCACCUGUAGUGAGCCCUUUGAAACUCUGUGGUCUGAGGACAGAAAAGCUUUACAGCUCUGCAGGAGGAGGAAGUCUGCACCAGGAAGAUGUGCUCUCUGAACUGUGCGCCAACAGAGAGCAGCAAAAGAGGUGCCUGCAUAGAGGACAGCAAGAAAAAGUCACCCAAGCACUGAGGAUAACUCUCAGUGAUGAGGAAGGGGGUGAACACUCCAGCCUGACUGACAGUUAUGAAGGUGCGUUGAGCAAGACCUCUGAUAAGGACCUCAUUGAAAGGAUUUCACUUGAUUCUCCUUGCCACUCCUGCCUCUCCCAGUCUUCCUCAGGUUCAUCACAGGCUCAGGAAGGUGCAGUGUUCUCCAACCCAAACCACUGCCUAAUUCCAUCUCCUCCAAAAGCCCCUUCACCUGUAUCUGUAACAGGUGUAGCAGCAAGAUCCUGGAAAAAAAGGAACCGCAGGAUAAGAUGCCUAAAAUCACCUAGCCAAGAGGAGAGGCAGUGGAUACAGCAAUGCCAGCCAAGGGCUCAUCAAGAAACUUCAGCCCAGCCUCUGGGCAAGAAAUUUGCUCUUCUGAGCCAGCACAGCAUACUGGCUGCCUCUGGAUCUCCAGGGCAGCACCAGCCUGCUGGAAGCACUGGCCAGCAAAGGCCUACUUCAAUACCAACAGCUGUUGGAUCAACAAGCAUCAGGCCCAUCGUGGAUGAGAGCCCUCCUGGAGAGAUCAACCACCAUCAACCAGCUGUCUGCUCAUCUACAGAAGCCCCACAGUGGUCUGGACUGAUGAACACUGCUUGGCCCCUGACUGCCAGGGCCAUGCUGCAGCCAUUGCCACACAGACCUGCUUCCUCAACAUCUCAAAGUCCCCAGUCAUAGAAGGUACCUAGGUGGCAGUAUGUGUUGGAUCUACAUACACAGCACAGUCUUGAAGAAUUGAUGCUAUCUUCUUUCAGCUUCUUUUACAAGCUAAAUGCAGAGCUGUGCAAGUAGAGCAGUUCAAACAAAUGACAUGAUUUGCCUCAAUUAAGGCUACAGCUGGUCCAGAACUGCUUUCUUCAAAGAGCACCUGCUGAUCAACAGAAGAGCUAAUAAACCUCUUAUUAUAGACAAA
Molecule: messenger RNA, 2320 nt
Organism: Pezoporus occidentalis (night parrot)
Lineage: Eukaryota; Metazoa; Chordata; Aves; Psittaciformes; Psittacidae
Gene: LRRC56
Product: leucine rich repeat containing 56
Exons: 13
Coding region: 16-2085 (689 amino acids)
Molecular function (GO): protein binding
Source: RefSeq, a predicted model, not a curated record